AUGGCAUCUCCUCACUCAUUGCUAACGACCAAUGAUGGUUCUUGCGGGGCAGAGCAACUUCGCACGGUGACGACUGAUCUCCUCGGGAUCAACCACCCAGUCAUCUUGGCUGGUAUGAACGUUGCGGCCGGUCCUAAGCUCGCCGCCGCCGUUACAAAUGCUGGAGGUCUCGGGGUUAUCGGAGGAGUCGGUUACACUCCCGAUAUGCUGCGGGAGCAGAUCGGGGAGUUGAAGAGCUACUUGAACGACAAAAAUGCGCCAUUUGGUGUGGAUCUCUUGCUUCCUCAGGUUGGAGGCAGUGCGCGAAAGACAAACUAUGAUUACACCAAGGGCAAACUGGACGAGCUUAUCGAUAUCAUCAUCGAGAGUGGCGCCCGCCUCUUCGUCUGCGCCAUCGGGGUCCCGCCAAAGGCUGUUGUCGAGAAGCUCCACGCCAACGGCGUCCUAUACAUGAACAUGAUUGGCCACCCCAAGCACGUCCAGAAGGCCAUCGAUAUUGGUGCGGAUCUCAUUUGUGCCCAGGGUGGAGAGGGUGGUGGCCACACCGGAGAUGUCCCCACCUCCGUCCUCAUCCCCACAGUUUCCAAGAUCUGCGCCCAAAACAUCAGCCCCUUCACCAAGAAGCCCGUGCAAUGCAUUGCUGCUGGUGGUAUCUUCAGCGGCCAGUCUGUUGCCGCAGCUCUGAUGUUGGGCGCUUCAGCCGUCUGGGUUGGUACACGUUUCAUCCUUGCCGAUGAGGCUGGUGCCCCCGAAGCUCACCAGGAGGCUGUCCGUACCGCUGGCUUUGAUGACAAUAUCCGCACCAUCAUCUUCACGGGCCGACCACUCCGCGUCCGCAACAACGCUUAUAUCCAGAACUGGGAAGAGAACCGUGCCCAGGAAAUCAAGGAGCUUACUGGCAAGGGUAUCAUUCCCGUCGAGCACGACUUUGAGAACCUCCCAGAAGAUGCCGACGACAGCGUGCUUGAAAACGCCCGGCCUUUCCUGAUGGGCAAGGUUGCUGCUGUUGUCAAUGAAAAGAAGCCCGCUAAAGCUAUUGUUGACGAGCUUGUUGGGGAUGCUGUGAAGUGGCUUCAACAGGGAAGUAAGAUGAUUGCUAAGCUGUAG
Messenger RNA from Paracoccidioides brasiliensis Pb18, 1107 nucleotides. RefSeq lists its product as uncharacterized. Gene Ontology annotation, molecular function: nitronate monooxygenase activity. The transcript has 4 exons. The record is from RefSeq and is a predicted model, not a curated record. Bases 1 to 1107 code for a protein of 368 amino acids.